This is a messenger RNA of Cannabis sativa, 1066 nucleotides long. Its product is annotated as endonuclease 2. The record is from RefSeq and is a predicted model, not a curated record. Gene Ontology annotation, molecular function: endonuclease activity; nucleic acid binding. Gene Ontology annotation, biological process: DNA catabolic process. The transcript is spliced from 9 exons. NCBI's taxonomy places the organism in Eukaryota, Viridiplantae, Streptophyta, Magnoliopsida, Rosales, Cannabaceae. The coding region runs from base 93 to 956 and encodes 287 amino acids.
CACCCUCAAAAUUAAAAAAAUCUCAUUAAAUACCAAAUAUCAAGUGAAUAUAAAUAUACAUACAAAAACAGAGAAGAACCCAAGUCUUAGAUAUGGAGAAUUGGUGGGUUAAAUUGUGUUUAGUGUCUUUGCUUAUUAUGUUUCCAGCCCUUAUUCAUGGUUGGGGAAAUGAUGGUCAUUAUACAGUUUGCCGGAUUGCUCAGGGUCGGUUGAGCAAAGAAGCUGAAAAUGGUGUGAAGGAAUUGGUAUCAGGAAGUGGAGAGAGUGAAUUGGGUUGGUUAUGUACAUGGGCAGAUCAUGUUAAGUUUAGGUAUCAUUGGUCUUCUGCUCUUCAUUUUAUUGACACUCCUGACUCUCUUUGUUCAUACGAUUACAACAGGGAUUGUAAGGAUGAAGAUGGUAGCAAAGGAAGGUGUGUUGCAGGGGCCAUUAACAACUACACUACUCAGCUUCUCACCUACAAUCACCACCACUCUCAAUCUCAAUAUAACCUCACAGAAGCUCUUCUAUUCCUUGCUCAUUUUAUCGGUGAUAUUCAUCAGCCUUUACAUGUGGGUUUUACCUCAGACAGAGGAGCCAAUACCAUUGAUGUUCAUUGGUACACAAGGAAACAAAAUCUUCACCAUAUUUGGGAUGCCAGCAUAAUUGAGACAGCAGAAGAGAAAUACUAUGACUCCAAUGUAGAAAGCCUAGUUAAAGCCAUUGAACAUAAUAUUACGACUGAAUGGGCUGAUGAGAUUAAGAGCUGGGAAACUUGCAAUUUGAAUAACACAGCAUGCCCAGACAUAUAUGCAUCUGAAGGGAUCAAGUAUGCUUGUGAUUGGGCAUAUAAAGAUGCAAAGGAGGGUUCUGUGUUAGAAGAUGAUUAUUUCCUGUCUCGAUUGCCAAUAGUCAACUUAAGGCUAGCAGAAGCUGGAGUACGAUUGGCUGCAACUCUCAACCGUAUUUUCGGUUAACAUCAGAUUAAUUAUUAUUAUUAUUAAGUGUUACAUUGCUAUGAUUUUAUAUAAUAUAAUUGACAUUAGAGUGUUCGUACGGAAUUUUAUUAAUUAAGAUGGGAUUUGGA